GAUCGAUCAAUUAGUCUUUUUUCUUUUAUAUCAGUAUAAACACUAUAGUAAAGUAAUAUGGCAGACGAAGAAGAUCCAUGGGGUUUCGACGACGGCGGCGAGGCGGAGCAAUCGACCCAGGCAUCCAAUCAGGGCACUCCGGCCGUGCCCUCCAAGGCACCUAGUGUGGCGUCCGAUCACAAGGCUGACAGCGUGGUGGCUGGCACUCCGGCCAACGAGGAGGUUCCGGCCGAAGAAAUCGAGGAAAUCAAAGCGCCUCCACCUCCGCCAGAAGAUGAUGGAUAUAGGAAACCCGUUCAAUUGUACCGACACUGGGUCAGGCCCAAAUUUCUCCAAUACAAAUAUAUGUACAACUACAGAACCAACUAUUAUGAUGAUGUAAUUGACUAUAUUGACAAAAAACAAACUGGAGUGGCACGGGAAAUACCAAGACCUCAGACGUGGGCGGAACGUGUCCUGCGCACACGAAAUAUCAGUGGCAGUGACAUUGAUUCUUAUGCACCAGCAAAGAGGGACAAACAAUUAAUUCAAACACUGGCUGCCUCAAUAAGAACUUAUAAUUAUCAUACCAAGGCAUACAUUAACCAGAGGUAUGCUAGUGUACUUUAGUAAGUGCACUUAAAUAGAAUAAUAGAAGCGUUAUAAAAGAUGAAUACUCGUAGUUAUAGAAAAGAUAAACAUUUUAAAUGAUCUAUACAUUAUAGUCAGUCAGUAAGCGUUUGUAUAUCUGCGCAUCUCCACACUCGGUAUUGACCUUACAUAAUCUAAUGUAAUGAGGUUGAUAACGCUCGGUAACACUUUUCAAGAAACCAAAUAUAUAUUUUGUAUAUUUUCUUACAAGCGUAAUUUCUGUUAAUAUAUUUUUAUAUAUAUUUAUAUAUAUUAACACAACUUACCUCUCAAUACAUGGUAUUUUUAAGAUUAUUUACUUCAUUUUUAGCAAAGUAAAUAAAUUAAAAAACAUAUUUAUAUUUUAAAGCUUAAAAUAAAAAACUGUGCAAUAAAUAAAAAUAAACAAACAUCGUCGUUUUAUUUAUCUGUAUGAAAGGUUUAUGGUUUACAAAUCGAGAAAUGUAUCCAUAGCUUAAAUUGAAGACACCUAAGUGGAAAUAGGAACAUUUCCGAUUGACAUUUUAUACAAUUAGGUCAUCGAUGGUCCUAAAAAAAAACGUAUACUUAUUCGAAUUGUUAAGUAAUCAAUUUCAAUAGAAAUCAAUCGUGUUGAUCUAAAUUUAAACAUGUCCUAAAACUAUUACAUGUUGUAAAUAAAAUUUAAGUUACUCGUUAUUAUAAAAAUACAUUGUUUUAUUUAAACUUUCAUCUGGAAGUAAACACGAAAUAACACCCAC
Drosophila elegans is the source of this 1349-nucleotide messenger RNA. RefSeq names its product flightin. The transcript is spliced from 4 exons. NCBI's taxonomy places the organism in Eukaryota, Metazoa, Arthropoda, Insecta, Diptera, Drosophilidae. Bases 58 to 609 code for a protein of 183 amino acids. The record is from RefSeq and is a predicted model, not a curated record.